Molecule: messenger RNA, 1628 nt
Organism: Acanthisitta chloris (rifleman)
Lineage: Eukaryota; Metazoa; Chordata; Aves; Passeriformes; Acanthisittidae
Gene: FAM161B
Product: family with sequence similarity 161, member B
Exons: 8
Biological process (GO): cilium organization
Cellular component (GO): cilium
Source: RefSeq, a predicted model, not a curated record
GCCAGGCGGAGCUGUGGAGUGACCUCGGGGCGUUGGAGGAGGAUGAGGAGCUGGAGGGGUUCAGGCGGGAGGCGGCGGCACUGCGUGAGAAGCUGAGGGAGGCUCUUAGUCAUACAUCUGGUAACAAAAGGCAUUCCAGUUCUUUGACCGACCUCACCUUGGACAGUACCUGGGAUCAGCAAAAGCCUCACUUGUUUCCCAAGUCCCGCUUGAGGCCAAAAAGUGCUUCAUCUCCCUGGAUUCCUUCCAUCACCAUCCCUCAGCCUUUUGAAAUGACGCUGCGGGAAGCUCGCAAGAAGUCCCAGCUGAUGAAUGCAUACAUGUUUCUUGAACUAGACAAACAGAGAGACAGAAGGCAAAGCCAGGAUGAAGUUGAAUGUCAGAAACAAUUCCGGGCACAGCCUGUACCUGCCCAUGUGUUUCUGCCCCUUUAUCAGGAAAUAAUGGAGCAGAAUGAGAUUCGCAGGCAAACAGCAACACAGAAAAGAAAAGAGCUGCUACUCUCAACACAGCGGCCCUUCAGCUUCCUGGAGAAGGAGGAGAAAAAAAAAGAAGCUAUCAGACAAAAAUUCUUGGCAGCAUCAACCUCAAAUGAGAGCUCCAAGAAGAAGCAAGGCAGUAAAAAAGUUCCUAAAUCCACUUACGACCCUCUUCUUGGAGAUAAACUCAAAGAAGCUGAACUCUACAGAGAAAUUCGCAUUCAGAUGAGAGCAAAGGAUCUGCUUGAGAGCUCCACAGCUCCUAUAGAUACCAGCAACUGCCGGAGGGAGCCUCAGUCCCGAACUGCUGCCAGAACUAAGCAGGAAAGACUUGGCUUCUUGCAGGACAAAAGUUUCAGCUUCAAGCCAAGGAUUAAUCCAACAAUACCAGAUUUUGAAGAACUUUACUGGGCAUUUCAGAGGGAAGCAGCAAGGAGGCAAGAAAUCAAAGAGCCAACUCGUAAUAAGCCGUUCAAGCUGAGAACCUCCAAUCUCUGUGCCAGGCAGAGGCAGGCUAAUGAAAAGAUAAAGGAUUCUCAGAAGCUUUCCAAGGUUUCAGUGCAAAAAAGUCAUUCUCUGACCGGACUUUCCUCUCUCUCUUCCAACACCCUUCCAGUGCAUAUUACAGAUGCAACUAGAAAAAGGGAAUCUGCUAUUAGGUACUCCCAAGAUAGCAAAAAGGAAGGGGACAAAGAAGGAAUUAAUUGGCUGGAGAAACAGAAAAAGAAAUGUCAAGCUAUGCAAAAGUCAGUGAACAGCCGAGCAAAAGCACUGGAUCCUCAUCAAAGUCUAGAGGAAACACACAAGGAGAAGUUGAAACAGAACCGGCAAAAUAUGAGAGAGAGAACAAAAGAAUACAAAAAGGAGCUGGAAGAAAUGCAGCUGCGAGUCAAGAACAGGCCAUACCUCUUCGAACAGGUCACCAAGCAUGAUGCUCGUCAAGGAGCAGAGCGUCGCUACAGACACACCCUCCAGCAGGUUGGCCUAAGCGAAGGAUUUGUAAUGAAAAAAGGGAAAGAUGCCACUGACUUGCUGGAAGAAGAAUCUGAAGUUCACAGACUGCCCGAGCCUCGGGGUGAAAAGGAUGACUGUACUGUACAGGAAGAAGUACCUCAAGAGGAACAGAGCAAAAAGGAAAUGGCAACAUAA